GGCCGUGUGUUCGGGCUAGCUUAACGGCUGCAUGACGGCUUCAUCUCAGCUUCAGCUAAAGAGCAAACCGACAUCAGCUGAGUUUGCAUUAAGUACCAUCCUUGUUGCUAAAAUACCGGAAUUUAUCAUAACGUACAAUUCAAGAUAAGCAUUUUGCAAAGUUAUUUAUAACGGUUAGACCAAUGAAAUAACUGUCAGCUGUCGUAACUACAGAAACAAGACAGAGGGAAAGGAGAAAUAACACAUCAAACCCGGCUAACAAAGAGGUUCUUUUUUCAACGACAACAUUUUUCCUCCAUAUUCUAUAGUUAUGAGUCAUGUGGCCGUCGAAAAUGUCCACGGUCUAGAGCAGCAGCUCGCUGUCUUAGACUUGAGUGCGGCGGACGGACAAGGUGGAGGCCCUAACCGAAAUGCCUUUGCCGCCGGUCGACAGGGGGGCUACACCAUAGCGCCGCCAGCCAACUAUGGUUGGGAUGGAGGGCGCAACAACUUUGUAAAUGGCUACCAUGACAACCGCAUGGCUGGCGGUAACGUGUUCAACCGCGGCCCGCCUCGCAUGGAGCGGGGCCGAGGUGGUGUCGGAGGGGGUUAUCGCGGCAACAGAGGCGGAGCCUUCAACCCCAUUAACCCUCCACAGCCAAUGGCUUUUGGUUGCUACGAAAAUAAAGAUGCCGGCGGCUGGAACACUGCCAAAGACACCUAUGGCAGUUUUGGCAACAACCGAGGGAAGUCUGCGUUCUUCAAUGACCGAGGCAACGCUAACAGAGGGCGGUUUGAGCAUGGUGGAUUCGGUGGUGGUGGAGGAGGAGGAGGUGGAGGAGGAAACAACAGCCGCUGGGUGGAGGAGCCCAGAGAGGAGGGAGACUGGUCCAAACCAACGCCACGUAACGAGCGCCUUGAAAAUGAAUUGUUCUCCGCCAGUAACACUGGGAUCAACUUUGAGAAGUACGAUGACAUUCCCGUAGAGGCCACAGGACAGAACUGCCCUCACCACAUCGAGAGCUUCCAAGAUGUGGACAUGGGUGAGAUCGUCAUGAGUAACAUCGCUCUGAGUCGCUACACCAGACCGACCCCUGUCCAGAAAUAUGCCAUUCCUAUUGUCAAGUCUAAGCGAGACCUCAUGGCCUGCGCACAGACAGGUUCUGGGAAGACUGCAGCGUUCCUGCUGCCGAUUCUCAGCCAGAUUUACUGUGAAGGACCAGGAGAAGCUGUCAAUGCAGCUAAAACGUCUGGACAGGAUAAUGGAAAGUAUGGGCGUCGUAAGCACUACCCCAUCUCACUGAUAUUGGCUCCAACCAGAGAACUGGCACUGCAGAUAUACGACGAGUCCAGGAAGUUCUCCUACCGCUCCAGAGUGCGUCCGUGUGUGGUGUACGGAGGGGCUGACAUCGGCCAGCAGAUAAGAGAUCUGGAGAGAGGAUGCCACCUGCUGGUGGCCACACCCGGGAGACUGGUGGACAUGAUGGAGAGGGGCAAGAUCGGACUGGACUACUGCAACUACCUGGUCUUGGAUGAGGCCGAUCGCAUGUUGGACAUGGGGUUCGAACCACAGAUAAGACGAAUUGUGGAACAGGACACCAUGCCGCACAAAGGCAUCCGACAAACCAUGAUGUUCAGUGCAACCUUCCCCAAAGAGAUCCAGAUCCUUGCCCGGGAUUUCCUGGAGGAGUACAUCUUCCUGGCGGUGGGCAGAGUGGGUUCCACCUCGGAGAACAUCACUCAGAAAGUUGUGUGGGUGGAGGAGAGUGACAAGAGGUCCUUCCUCUUGGACCUGCUCAGUGCUACAGGUAAGGACUCGUUGACUCUGGUAUUCGUGGAGACCAAGAAAGGCGCCGACGCCUUGGAGGACUUCCUGUAUCGGGAGGGCUACGCCUGCACCAGUAUCCACGGCGACCGCUCCCAGAGAGACCGAGAGGAGGCCCUGAGCCAGUUCAGAUCUGGGAAAUGCCCCAUUCUGGUGGCGACAGCGGUAGCAGCUCGCGGCCUGGACAUCUCCAACGUGAAGCACGUGAUCAACUUUGACCUUCCCAGUGACAUAGAGGAGUACGUCCACCGUAUUGGACGUACAGGCCGAGUCGGAAACCUGGGAUUGGCCACCUCGUUCUUCAACGAUAAAAAUGGGAACAUCACUAAAGACCUGCUGGACAUCCUGGUCGAGGCCAAACAGGAAGUUCCCUCAUGGUUUGAGAGCCUGGCCUACGAACACCAGCAUAAGAGCAGCAACAGGGGGCGCUCUAAGAGGUUCUCCGGUGGUUUCGGAGCCCGUGAUUACCGCCAGACGGCCGCCGGCGGCAGCGCCGGAGGGUUCGGAGGGCGUGGCGGUCGCAACCAGGCGGCGCACGGAGGAACCCGCGGAUUCGGAGGAGGUGGUUUCGGUAACUUCUACACCAGCGACGGUUACGGAGGAAACUACUCCCACUCCCAAGUCGACUGGUGGGGCAACUAGGUUCCUCCUCCCUCCCUUUCCUCAUCCCUCUCUCUUCUCACUCAUCCUCCUACCUUUCCACACACUGUUGUCUGCACCCCAUCCACCUUCUCCCCCUCAUUAACUCUAGAACUCACAUGCAUGUUAUUGAACUAUUUAUACUCAUUUAUAUAACCCUCUUCCCAUCCCCAAGUACUCAGAUCUUUUAAUUCUACUCCUUUUCUCGUUCUCUCCAUCUCCGCCUGUUGUGUUUAUGACCCUCCCCUUUUUCCUUUCAUUUCUGCUAAAUGUCACCUCUAACAAUAGGCCACAUUAAAAAAAGGAUACUUCAAUUUUAGUUGGUUAUUUUUAGCUUCUAGCUAGCAACAUCCUUUUGGUCUAAUGACAUUUUGAACAAUUUUCCCCCAGUGGCCAGUGUUUGAAGAAAAAUAACCAAUUGACUUUAAGUCCUAGUUGUUCCUUUUAGCCCCCCAAUAUUAGAUGGACGUUCGAUAUCUAGAAGUGAGAUAAAACACAGCUGGAGAAGAGCAGGGGGAAAUCUGUUUUUCUUGUUUUGUUUUCCACCCCCCUGAAGAUACAAGUUUUGGCCUGAUUGUGUUUUUGUCUGCAUUCACCCAAAGCCAGCCAGGCGUCCGUGUACCCUCACAUGUCAUCUUUGUAUGUAACGCAUGGCCAUGUUGUAAAUCGCCAGGCCAAAAACUUUUCUAAAAUAGAGCGCAGAGAUAGGCGAGAUGUCGAAUCUGAGCAAAAUAUGUCUGCAUAUAAAUUGAAGUCUCCUUCAUCCACACGAUAGAUACUCAAAAGCAGCCACAGAAACGGAAAUGUUUUAGUUUAGUAAAACCUUUUUUAAAACCCAACGAAGUCUUGAUUUCCUGAGAUCUGAGAAGGAUGUCUAACGGAGGCGAGGGAAGUAGGGGCCGGACAAACAGAGACACCCCGCCAGUGGGACGCCCUUUAGCAACGAUGCUAGCAAACAGUAUUUUCUUUGUUUGAAACGAAAUAUAAUGGAGGAUCAUUUGUUUCUGUACUGUGCCUUUAAGAAUUUGAACUUUCUGUUUUAAUUGCCAUACUGGUAAAUGGCUACAAGUUUUGGCCAACUGUGACUAAAAGUAAUAUGUAUUUAAUGUCAUGUAUGGGUUUGAACAUGUUUUUCUUUAUUUAUAUUUGGAAGGAAACAAACUAGGCUUGAACUAAAUCAAACCUUGGCAAAACUAAAACUAAAACCAAACCGCGAUGAGGAAACUCGAACCAAAUUCCUUGUCUGUCGAUUGGAGUUCAAAUUUGUCGGGUCUCCGAUCAGCCGAUUCCCAGAAGCAAAUUCCCACUGUAACCCUGUUUAUAGAUAAACCCUCAUCGUGAGGGAGUAAAACCCGAAGACCUCUCUGCCCUGCGGUCCGGUGAGCGGAGGAAACCACAGCGGCGUCGUGCCUUUUGGGGAAAACCCAGUGAGUCCUACUCACUGACCCACGCGUCACACGUUUGUUUGACUUUCUCAAAAGCCUCUCGUCGCUAACCGCUGGGUCGCCGAGCCGCCGCCGCCGCCAGAGAGUCGCUCGUGCAGCAGUCAUGUGACCUCACUUCCCGCACCCUUCGGACGCUGCGUUAACGAGAGAAACGAGGCACACUUUAAACGCCCAAAGUAAAAAAAAAAUGUCUCGCUCACUCUAUCCUGGAGAGUCUUCUCUAAAAAUAUAAGUCAUUCCAGUUUAUCUGUUGGGUCCUCGCGAUCCGUCGGGGUCGGGGACGACGUAGUGGGGAGAGGCCUCCCGGGAAAUUGUUAAUUCCUAUCAGGUGAUUUGUUUUGUUUACAUUUAUGACUUUGUUGUGGGUUAAAUGUAAAUAGUUAAACUCUUCUUGGAUCAAAAAGAGAAGAAUCUCCGGUGAGAGAGAAUGUGAAUUACAAGUAAAACUGCACGCGUUGUGUGGGGAAAAAAAAUCACGUUUGAUCACUCGACGUUGGACCAGUGUCGGGUCACCAGCUCGGUGGGCAAUUUGACAACAGGUCGGCAGAAUUAUUCUUUUGAGAUAUUAUUUAAGGAAAGGUUUGCACAAAUCCAAACGGUCUGAUUUACCAGGAUGUCGCUCCCCUCAAACUGCCCACCGGGCUCGACAAAUGACAAAAGGCUGGACCAAGACAAUAAAACAUAUGCAAGUGUUGUUGUUUUUUUGGUCAAGGAGUUAAAAAAAAUAAUAAUUAAAAAGCCACGCAAAUAGAAAUAAUUCAACAGCAGGCUUCAGUUGUGUUACGACUCUGAUUUCUUUCCCGCCACCUAUGAUUCGUGGCAGUUUAUUUCCCUCGUUGAGCGGGUAGGGAGGUUGGAGGAGAGUUUCCAGUGAAGCUGGAGGACUCAAGCAAGGGGGAGUCGGGAGGGGGGGGCCUUAAUGGACAGUUGUCGUAGGGUGCAAUGUUAGCUGGUUAAAGGGAGCCGCCGCUGAUUUUAAGAUGGAAGAUCAGCAAUAGGACAAGAAGUGUAAGAUAACAUUGCAUAUGACAGAUGAAAUAUGAAGGACUUCCUUAGUUUGACUCCCUCAACACAAUCAGCAGAACUCUUAAAGUUGCACUUGUUUUAAAUGGUUUUCUUAACUGUCACAUUUUAAACCUCCCGCCGUGCAGGAGACGCUCGGGCAGAGCGGAACCUUCCGGCAUCGCAGUCGAAUACGCGCUCUGAUUCUGUCCACCUUUUUUUUCUUCUUUUAAAUGCUGCCUGAAUCGUCAGCUCACACGAUUCCCCGUGUGAGAGGAGAUGUCGUCGGCACAUUUGUUAUUUGGAUCCAUGGCGGUUGCCAACCAGAAACUUGGCGUGCAGCGAGGGGCGGCCUCUUGUGUUUCAGUAAUGUCAAAUACGCUCUCCUUGCUGCCUCAAUUUCAAAGACGUUGUUUUGUUUGUUUUUUUACCGAAUGCCAGUAGUGUGAAUCGAUGCCUUCUGACGGCCGCCAGGGGCCCGUUGGAGCGCCAGAGGACUCGUGAGGGAGCGGCUGAUAUGGUACGAGGCUCAUUUCUGUAGGCUGUAAUCCCUAUUGAACUGUGUUUGGAGCAGCACCACUGCGCACCAAGACCCCCCCCCCCCUCCUCCCACAGGGAAAGUAAAAUAAAAAUGUUUUUUUAAAAGCCAGCCCAAAGUCGGCCGUGUGCACGGUGCCUUGAAGUGACGCGAUCACUGAUUUAAGCGCGCUGGUUAGGGCUGGGUACUUUUUUCAACACGUUACCGGUUUCUUCUAGAAAUGUGGAGGCCCCCCGGUCCCCACCCUCGCCCCCACCCCCCCCCCCUUGAGGCUUCAGGCCCGCGUGGCUUCGGGGAAGAGGUUGAGCAGCUGUGCCGUGUACAGCCUGCAGCGGUGAGCCUUGUUUAAAGUUUGUUUGGACCACCAGCUUCAGCGAACCAAAGGAGACGAGUUCUUUGAUCCUCGUUUAGGAUUCCAGCACUUUUACUUUUUGGGGCGGCUUUUUAAAUAUUUUUAGAACCUUUUUUUUAGGGUGAUACCCAGCCCUAACAGAGAAAGCUUGUCGUUGGUUACACUACAGACAGCAUUACCGGUGUGGCCGUGGUGAACGCUUCCGCGUCGCCGCGGUUACCGACUUUCCGGGCCCGGAGACGUUUGAUUGUGAGCGAGAACGAUUGUCGGUGCUACGCUCGCGUUGCUGCGGCCUGCAGGCCCUAGAAAUCCCACCCGAGAACACGUCAGCCGCUUAGUCGCAUGCUGGACCAAAGUCUUCUGUAGUCUGAGUGCUUCGCAAACCUCAGAGAGGUGUGACGGAGUGAGAGUAGCGCAGCCAGGUCAAAAAGAGGUUGUGUGCGCGUGUGUGUGUGUGCGUGUGUGCGUGUGUGUGUGCGUGUGUGCGUGUGUGUGUGUGUGUGUGUGUGUGUGAGUGUGCGCUCCUCUGGAUAUGAAACUGUUUUUUUUUUGUUUUUUUUGGGACCAGGUGGAGUCGUAGUUAACAGCAACCGCAGGAAUCAGCUGUUUGCACACAGAGUUCUCGAGUCUACUUUCGCUGCUAGUUUGUGUAAUUUAUCAAGCAUUUUUGAGAAAUAUUUAUUUUUAUAAGCCUAAUACAAAAGUUGAUAUUUUACAAAGUGACUUGACCAAAAGACAGUAAACAAAAACACUGGCACUUGAAUGUUGAAUGUCAUUGGUAUGAGUGAAAAUUUCUAUUUUUCUGGGGUAGUGUGAGCUUUUUAAUGUUAAAGAUGCAAUGUGUAGGGAUUUCUCCUAAAAUGUGUCACCGCUGCAUCCGGGAAGGGGAGGGGCUUACGUGCGACUACAGAAAAACGGCGACACCGGUGCCAAAAACUGAGUCUGAUCAUGUGUAUCAAAAAAAACAAAACAAAAAAAACAGCCCCAAACACCAAUUCUGUGUUUGAGGCCGCAAGAGUUUAAACUCAUUGAGCCGAGCUGGCGCCUCGAUGGAAGUCGAGGUCUUCGCAGCCGUCCUCUUAUUCCUCCCUCGUCAGUAAAAACAGGUUUUUAAAGAAGCGUAAGAACCGUACGAGAAGUCCCACUAGGCCACGCAGUGAAGCCCGGCCGGUCAUCGCCGUGGAUACGCGUUCUAAGGAGAAAGGUCCGACGCGGUGGACUCCGUAUCAGAUCCGUGCGCCUGUCGUCUGUGCGAACAGGUUCCUUCCGCCAAUAGUGAAAAUCAAACACUCAAGCGCCAUUUUUAAUUGGCAGACAAAAUUUGAGACGAUACCACCAUAUAUGCCAAGGUUUGGAUUAAUAAAAAAUAAAUUAAAACGUUAUGAUCAAAGACCAUUUUGUAAAAAAACAAACAUGCAGUACAAAAAACAAGUGUCCAGAUUCUCUCCAAGUCAGAUGUUUAUUUUUCUGUUUUGUUUUUGUUCAUUUGAGUCUUUACACUUUUCCUUCCCGUUUGAUACCCUUGUUGUGAAUGUCUGGCAAGUGGUGAUCUUUAAAGUCUUCAUAACACAGAAUUAACUGUGGUUCUAUUGCUAUGUUGUUGUGAUUUGCAUAUUUUCAGGCGUCAGUGUGUUAACGCUCAUGUGUGGGAGCUUCUGGCCAAUCAGAAAUGGGGGAACGGACGACCUGCCGACGUCCAGCCGCGCGUCUUUAACGCGAGUAGCUGAUCCAUACGACACGGUAUCGCAGCUUAGCCCCCAACGGACCAGAAUGCAAUGCGGCCCCAGCCCACCCACAAUCAAUGACCCAGACGGACUUUGUGCGUCGCUGAAUUGUCACGCGUUGCCGCCUC
Molecule: messenger RNA, 7632 nt
Organism: Pungitius pungitius (ninespine stickleback)
Lineage: Eukaryota; Metazoa; Chordata; Actinopteri; Perciformes; Gasterosteidae
Gene: ddx3xb
Product: DEAD-box helicase 3 X-linked b
Exons: 18
Coding region: 311-2446 (711 amino acids)
Biological process (GO): gamete generation; cell differentiation
Cellular component (GO): P granule; nucleus
Molecular function (GO): RNA binding; RNA helicase activity; ATP binding
Source: RefSeq, a predicted model, not a curated record